GAGAGUGAGAGCGAGAGCGCGAGAGUGUGAGGGAGAGAGAGAGGGAGAGAGUUGAUCGGGAGGAGAAAGCUGCCCCUGGCUUGGAAGAUGCUCCGCUGUGUUUACAUAGGGAGAGCGGUUAGUAACGGAGAGGGACGAUAGUCUCCUUACAAGUCUAGAAAACAGAAUGACCGCCGUUCUUCAGCGCUAGGGUGCAGUGAGGGAGCGCUGAGGCAAACCGGGCUUCAUCAGUGGAGCAGGACAGUCUUCCGUCAGCGAAAACAACAAUGUGCGGUUAGAAAACUGAUUAGGUGAACUGAUUAGCUUCAUCGCGCUGCUCUGAGGCAGAAACGGCGGUAACGUUACCCGGGACAAAGAGCGACCACAGAGAGCCCCAUGUCAGCCGUCCUCCUCCCCGUCCUCUCCACAGCCUCGGCCGGGCUCUGACUGCAUCUCCUGCGGCUUCGUUUUUGGAGGGAAACUGACGAGCUAAGUUGGCGGCGCGGCGAAACCAUGGAGUCCGAGCAGAGCAGCUCGCUGUCGAAGAAGAGCGCGCUAGUCAGGCUGUUCAGAGCGCGCAAGCGGCGCGAGAUGCUCUUCGUGCAGGUGUGCUUCGUGUGCAGCGUCCUGCUGGCGGCGUGGUGUAUGUCGGCGGUGCUUAGCCGAUCAGGUCAUGGGAUCGUGUUGCAGGAGACUCCACACACAGGCCGAAGACUGAUGGCCAUGGAGGAUGACAAUGAGACUGAAGAGAAGAACUGCUCUGAUCCUGCCAUCCACGAGUUCCCAGAGGAUAUUUUCACCAACCGAGAGCGCACACGAGGAGCUGUCCUGCUACACAUAUUCGCGGCUAUCUACAUGUUUCUGGCUCUGGCGAUUGUGUGUGAUGACUACUUUGUGACUUCUCUGGAGAAAAUCUGUGAGAAACUGCAUCUGAGUGAAGACGUGGCUGGAGCUACUUUCAUGGCAGCUGGAAGCUCCGCCCCAGAACUCUUUGCCUCCGUCAUUGGUGUGUUCAUCACACAUGGAGAUGUCGGGGUGGGCACUAUCGUGGGCUCAGCUGUCUUCAAUAUUCUCUGCAUCAUUGGCGUGUGUGGAAUCUUCGCUGGACAGGUUGUUCAUCUUACCAAGUUUUCUGUGUUUCGAGACUCCUUUUACUACACGUUGUCUGUGGUAGCUCUUAUUGCAUUCAUCUAUGAUGGGCAGAUUGUGUGGUGGGAGAGCCUGGUGCUGAUGGUCAUGUAUGUUGGUUACAUCAUUAUUAUGAAGUUUAACACCAGCAUGCAGAACUACUUUGCCGGGAAGGAUGAUAAGGGUGUUGCCAAUGGUAACGCAAUGAUCAGCGAGCUUGAAGACGGUAAUGCAUGUUAUGAGCAGUUUUGGGAUGAUCCUACAUGGCCGUUACUCAGUGCAGUAAAGCCAAGUAAGAUGUACACUCGUGGGUCAGUAGUAAUGGUGGAUGAAAUGAUGAACUCCAGUCCUCCAAACUAUCGGUUCCCUGAGGCCGGCCUGAGAGUAAUGAUCACCAACCACUUCGGCCCUAAGACUCGCCUGCGCAUGGCCAGCCGACUCAUCAUCAAUGAGCAACAGCGGCUGAUGCAGGCGUCCAACGGGGUGGACAGCACGCUGGUGGUUGAUGGGAAAGUGGACACCCUGGAGAACGGCAACGUGCCAGAGGACAAGCUGACGGAGGACGAGGAGAAUGAGCUGUCAUCUCCCUUCAUUAUUCCUGGGGGUGCUGUGAACAGACUGAAGUUCAUCAUCUCAUGGCCUGUCCUGGCAUUGCUGUACUUCACUGUGCCAAACUGUGGCAAACCUCGCUGGGAGAGGUUCUUCAUGCUUUCCUUCUUCCUCUCCACUCUGUGGAUAGCCGUGUUCUCCUACUUCAUGGUCUGGAUGGUGACAAUUAUUGGAUACACACUGGGAAUACCUGAUGUUAUAAUGGGCAUCACUUUUCUAGCAGCUGGCACCAGUGUUCCCGACUGUAUAGCUAGUCUCAUUGUAGCUCGACAAGGCCUGGGGGACAUGGCUGUCUCCAACACGAUUGGCAGUAAUGUCUUUGAUAUCCUGGUUGGGCUCGGCAUUCCCUGGGGCAUCCAAACGAUGGCUGUCAACUAUGGCUCUGUGGUGAAAAUCAACAGUAGAGGACUGGUGUAUUCCGUAGUGCUACUCCUGGGCUCAGUGGCUUUAACAGUCCUGGGGAUCCAUGUCAACAAGUGGAAGCUGGACUUCAAGCUAGGCGUGUACGUGCUCAUGCUGUACGGCGUCUUCCUCUGCUUCUCCAUCCUGAUCGAGUACAAUGUCUUCACUUUCGUCAACCUGCCCAUGUGUCAGGAGGGCCUGUAGGCCCAAAAUCUUCCAACUCGCAACCAAACUGAAUUCCAAACCAGACCUACCUACAGAAGACCUGAAAACCCUUCAGAUGCACACCACCAUUUUAUUCCACUGAGUUUUAUUACAGAAGACCACUGUCUCCCACAGCAUUUUCCCUCUUCUGUGGAAGAGAUGAUGGGAAUUACAUUUCCCAGAAGUCCUUGGCCUGUCCGUGCCCAUGGAGGAGGUUGUUCACCAUACUCUCUCCAGCACUCCCAGGGCAUUAGAGAGACCUCUUUCUUUGGCAGCUCUCCAUUUGACUGGGCAGCCCUCCACAACUGAAUCCAGGACAAUCAUGAUCACACAAUCUCACUCACAGCAGCAUGGCAUGUCUUCUUUUCCCCUACGAACAUGAGGGGAUUUUGAACCGUGACCGCACAAAUACCUUCACACAUAUAUGAAGAAGAGGAAUGCUGCCCACUGAAACAAUAUGAAUGCAUACUUACAUUCUCUCAUGUUUUGUCUUCCCUUGAGAAUGAAUAGAAAAAUGAAAAUGAACAUGUUGCACUUUAGAUAAUAGGGCGAAACCUAGAGGUUGCACAGUGAUUGCAGUGAGGAAAGACAUUAUCUCUUUUCCUGGUCUGGUGCAAUAAGGAGCAAUAAAGACAGAAGCAGCGUUUGAUGACAAUGAAAAGGAUUCAUUGUCUUCAUGAGAGCUAGUCUUUGCUCUGAUGAGUGAAUUCAGGCACUCUGAAGACCUUUGUGAAAGUAACAGUGCAUUACAGUACAGCCUACGGCAAAGAUAUCCUAUUUGCAGUGCCACAGUAGAUCCUGUAGUGGAGGAAGAUCCUUUGUGGAUCCUUUGUGCUCAUGACUUACGACUGGACCCAAGGGUCACUGAGCUUUGGACCAGUCCAGAUGACUAAAAUGGGGUCAAAGCGAAGCUCUCAAGUCUGCCAUCUUGUUUCAAUCCAAUUCUAUUAAAAUGAAAUUCUCCAUAAUCAAUCAUUUAAUCUUACUAUGAUUAUACAAAGCGUUCUGAGUGGACAGACUUCAGGAGAGCUCUUCACUGCCCCUUUCUGGUGUGGAUUAUGCGGCUACAACUGUGGCUGACUUUAUAAAAAUCGACUCACAUGACUGCAAACAGGGAUCCUGAUUUUUGCAAAAGUUAACACACUUGUUGUUUAUAUGUAAAUACGAUGUCAGAGAUCCUCACGUUUCGACCAGUGCUUCCUGGGGGAUGGGAGUGGACAUACAUUUUUUUUUUUUGCUUAUUUUGGCGAUCCACUCCAGCUCCCUCGUCUGGGUCUGUAUUUUUUUGUCUGUGAUGCAUGAUUUUGACACAAGAAAAGCCAUUUUAACUAGCAGGGCAGAAGAUCACUGUCAACCUCCUGAUAUAAAUGGCAGCUACCACUUCACCCUCCGCCAAAAAAACAACCCCCACAGUGCUCAGGAGUUCCUAACCCGAGCAGAGGGCCGAGCUGUUUGUGUCUGUGUGAAACGUCAAAGUUGUGGAAAUGUCAGGUGUUGUCGUUCAGAGCUAAUGCUAAGUGGUGCCGUCACUGUUGUCUAUGUGGAAAGACAAGGUCUUUCUUGUCGUAUUUUGAUGUGCGCAGUAUAUAACGACAUAUGCAAUCUCGAUUGGAGAAGACUGAGCAGGGCUGGCUGUGUUUAAAUAGAGGGGGCUCUGGAUUGUGAACGCUGCUGAAAUUGCCCGUUGAAUAAUGUUCCAAGCGCAUGCAAAUAGUCAGCCAUCUGUUCCCUCACCUACAUUAUUAGUGCUAUGAGGAAUGGCGACUUCAGUUUCAUGGCUGUGUGCUGUGUAGAACAGUGGUGGUGUCACGUGAUGCAUUAUUUUUUGUCUCUGUUCUGUGGUAGUUGGUGUGUGGGCUACUAUCUCUGAAUGAAACAGGUUUUACAAGUCUGAAGGCCAAAUGAAUGUCACUGGAGGCUUGGACUCAUGUCUCUUUGCUGUUACCACGUUGCGUGGAUCAAAGAAGAUAGGAAAACAGAUAUUGAUUAUUCAUUUCAUUUUUAGAAUGCAGUUCAUUCAUGCGUACAAACCAGUAUUCCUGACACUUCCUUUCCGAUUAUGCAGUGAUUUAAUUUUUUUGUUAGUGAGCCAAGACUGUUCAUGUGAUAGUAACAAUGAGCAGGCUCCUAUUCAGAUCUAACAAUACAGAUGAAUCAUACCAAAUCACUGUAGAUAGGCUAUUUGUGUUAUCCUGCUCUACUAGGGUCAAUCAGUCCUGUGCCAUGCCUGUUACUGUAACAGCUAUUAUUCUUAUAUUUCAAUUGAGAGAUGAGUAUUUUUGACUCAAAGUGUUUUAUAAACCAUACCGCCUCCUGAGGGACCGAGUUAUUGUUCUAUUCCUUUCGGGGAAAAGGGCCACUAUAGGGGGCGGCAUCUUUGUUGCCAGUGUUAUAGCACUCUGACAUGAACAGAAGUCUUGUAUGCACAGAAAAAAACCCACUAUAUACCUCUUCAGAAGAGACACUUUAAGUUAAAAGAAGAUGCUUUAAACUUGACUGCACUCUAUGUCCAUGCAUGAAAACGCACAUAUACAGAACUCCCCACAUGCACAAUACACACACAUAUGCACACACACACACACACACACACACACACACACACACAGUGAGGGGAUACAAGUAUUCAGACACUUGUUUUUGACCUUUAAUAAACUUCCAGUGCACAUGUCCACUUCAGACUUCACCAAUAUGUUCCUAAGUUUUUUCUUAAAUUUGUUCUAGACAAAGGGUCUUAAAAAAUGUCUACAUCAGAUUACGUAUCCUAAAUACGAAAUCAUUUAUGAAUGUCAGAAUCUUCGUGAAAACUACUACUAAGUGGGUUUAAGAAGAACGGUUGGUGAAUGAGGCCCAAUGUCUGUUGACUUUGUACUUGAAAAAUAAAAUUUAUGAAAGAUUUAACUGGAAAAUGUAUUCAGACACCACAAAUGAAUAACAUUAGUACUUAAUUGCAAAGCCCUUUUUGGCAGUUACAGCUUUGAGACGUCUACGGUACAAAAUAAUUACCUUUUUUGCAGCAUAGUGGUUUAGUUGUAUAAUGCCCCUGUACCAUUUGCAGAGAAGCAACCCAAUAUCUUGAUGCUCCCACCUCCAUACUUCACUGUGAGCGCUGGGAUCUUAGGAUCAUCUGUGCAAUUAUCUGUGAAAUGUGAGAGGUGCUGUGAGAAGAUCAAACCAGUCGUACUGACAGGGAUGUUUAAGGUCUUUGCUGUGGCUUCAUGAUGUUUUCCAUACAAAUGUUGGUAAAUAAUGUUGAACUUUAGGAAGCCCCUUCAUCCUCACCAUGAUUGCAACUUCUUAUGUGAAAUCUUCCCAACCAAUGGCAACAUCUUUUAUAAUAACACAAGAUCCCUUUUGAACUUAUUUUUUAUUUAUAUAUGUAAAGUAACCCUCACAUACAUAUUUUUAAAAAUAGUGUCUGAAUGCAGGUUCCCUAUUAAACAUAACUUUGUUAUGCUUAUGAAUGCAGACAUUUUUCAUGUUUAUGAAUACAAAAAACACAAGUAUUUGAAGUAGUGUCUGAAUACUUGUAUCCACACGUGCUCACUUUGUUUCAUGGUGAAGUACACACACACAGAGAUACACACCCACACACACAAAUCUGCUUUCAGAGUGACUGUGACCUGCUGCACUGUGAGAGGGACGGUAUGUGGGAUCCUUCUUCCAAGCCGCUGUUAAAGGAUAGAGAUAUAAAGAACUUCAACUUAUGACAUUGGUGUUUAACUUGAAUGUAUUGUCUUGCUAUCAAUGGAUGUAUCCAACCAAUGCAUUUUACUGUAAAGCAAUAAUCUAACAAAAAUAUGUACAUUGAUAUUUGAAACAUAAGGAAAUUGUAUGGAGAACACAAAUUAAAUUCUACAGUUUAUAAGCGUU
Colossoma macropomum (tambaqui) is the source of this 6192-nucleotide messenger RNA. RefSeq names its product solute carrier family 24 member 4a (gene slc24a4a). The coding region runs from base 493 to 2322 and encodes 609 amino acids. Gene Ontology annotation, biological process: calcium ion transmembrane transport; intracellular calcium ion homeostasis. Gene Ontology annotation, cellular component: membrane. NCBI's taxonomy places the organism in Eukaryota, Metazoa, Chordata, Actinopteri, Characiformes, Serrasalmidae. The transcript has 17 exons. The record is from RefSeq and is a predicted model, not a curated record. Gene Ontology annotation, molecular function: calcium, potassium:sodium antiporter activity; calcium channel activity.